This is a messenger RNA of Cydia strobilella, 3491 nucleotides long. RefSeq lists its product as uncharacterized. The coding region runs from base 32 to 3439 and encodes 1135 amino acids. The record is from RefSeq and is a predicted model, not a curated record. NCBI's taxonomy places the organism in Eukaryota, Metazoa, Arthropoda, Insecta, Lepidoptera, Tortricidae. The transcript has 6 exons.
CAGUCAGUGACAGUCACGGCAACUGCUCGUAAUGCCGCACACCAUAAUAAAAUUAUUGUUAUUAGUCGCCAGUGUAGCUGUGUGUGUUACACAAGAUACUGAGGAUGUAAGGGAAUCAAGGUUAGUGCAGACCGCACAGGGGCCCGUAAGGGGAUAUAAGAAGGAUGAUAUCUUCUAUUUUUACGGGAUCCCAUAUGCCACAGCGCCUACUGGAACGCGCAGAUUCACUGCACCGCUUCCAGGACCAGUAUGGAUGAGCCCACUUGAAGCGGUCAAUGAUAAGAUAAUUUGUCCACAAGGCAAAUUUCCAAUGCUAGAUCUAUCUAAUUAUAAAAUGCGAGAAGACUGUCUUGUGGUAAACAUCUAUAUGCCCGAUACAGAGGAGACAAAUCUUCCUGUCGUGGUCUAUGUCCAUGGAGGAGGUUACCAAGUAGGAGCUGGAGCCUUUGCGUCACCAAGCCCAUUAGUCCGCACCAAAAAAGUAAUAGCUGUCACUUUCAAUUAUCGUUUGGGAGCGCACGGAUUUCUCUGUCUGGGCACGGAUAAUGCUCCCGGUAACGCAGGAAUGAAAGACCAAGUAGCGCUGCUUCGAUGGGUACAGAAGAACAUCGCCAAAUUCGGGGGAAACCCCAAUGAAGUUACUAUUGCUGGGUACAGCGCAGGCUCAUCAGCCGUGGACCUCCUGAUGCUCUCAGAAACGACCAAGGGUCUAUAUAAUAAAGUUAUACCCGAGAGCGGUGCAAGUGUAGCUGUAUGGAGCGUUCAACUUGAUCCUGUUCAGAAUGCAAAAGAUUUUGCUAAGCAGCUUAACUUCAGUAACGCUGAUAAUAUCAAUAGUUUGGAAGAAUUCUACACAACUUCGUCAUAUGAGGCUUUGACGUCGGAUAUUUUCUUUGAUAAGGAGGAUUCAAAUUUUUUGUUUUCACCUUGUGUUGAGCGUGAUACCGGCGUUGAAAUGUUCCUUGAUGAUGCUCCAGUUAAUAUUUUAACACAAGGAAAAUACAAAAAAGUGCCAGUCCUAUAUGGAUUUGCAAAUAUGGAAGGUUUAUUUCGGGUUCCAUGGUUUAAGCAAUGGAAAGAAUCAAUGAAUGAAAGAUUUUCAGACUUUUUGCCAGCUGAUUUGCAGUUUAAAAGCAAGGAAGAAAAGGAGCGUAUUGCGAAAGAUAUCAAAGAAUUUUAUUUUGGCGAUAAACGCAUAUCUGCUGAAACUAUUCAAGGGUUUAUCGAUUACUUCUCUGAUGUCAUAUUUGCAUUUCCUUACUUGAGAUCAGUUAAGUUGCAAGUAGAGGCUGGUAGUGACUCAAUAUACCUUUAUGAAUAUUCGUUCUUCAGGCCACACCCCGAAAAUGUUGAUAUUCCAGAAUACGUUAAAAAUAUCAAAGGGGCAGGUCAUUGUGCCCAGACUGAAGCGGUAACGGACUUCGGUGCAUAUGACAACAAUUUUGGUCCCGAUUCUGAUGAAUACAAGAAAAUGAGAAACAUUAUGAUUGAGCUUUGGGUGAACUUUAUUACUACGGGUAAACCAGUACCUGAAGAAUCAAAUCUCCCUUCUUGGCCCCCGGUUGGCGCUAACAGGUCACCCUAUAUGUCUCUAGGAGAAGAGAUUAAGCUCAAAGGGCCGUGCUUGGAGGAACGUACACUCUUUUGGGAAGACAUUUACGGGCGAUUCUACAAAUCUCCAGUGGCACCAUCCACUCGCAAACCUAGAAGUGAACUCUCACAGUCAGUGUCACGGCAACUGCCCGCAAUGCCGCACACCAUAAUCAAAUUAUUGUUAUUAGUCGCCAGUGUAGCUGUGUGUGUUACACAAGAUACUGAGGAUGUAAGGGAAUCAAGGUUAGUGCAGACCGCACAGGGGCCCGUGAGGGGAUAUAAGAAGGACGAUAUCUUCUAUUUUUACGGGAUCCCGUAUGCUACGGCACCUACUGGAACGCGCAGGUUCACCGCACCGCUUCCAGGACCAGUAUGGAUGAGCCCACUUGAAGCGGUCAACGAUAAGAUAAUUUGUCCACAAGGCCAAUUUCCAAUGCUAGAUCUAUCUAAUUAUGAAAUGCGAGAAGACUGUCUUGUGGUAAACAUCUAUAUGCCCGAUACAGAGAAAAAUAAUCUCCCUGUCGUUGUCUAUGUCCACGGAGGAGCUUACCAAGUAGGAGCCGGAGUGUUUGGCUCACCAAGCUCAUUAGUGCGCACCAAGAAAGUAAUAGCUGUCACUUUCAACUAUCGCUUAGGAGCGCAUGGGUUCCUCUGCCUGGGCACAGAAAAUGCUCCCGGUAACGCAGGAAUGAAAGACCAAGUCGCGCUACUUCGAUGGAUAAGAAAAAACAUCGCUAGCUUUGGGGGUAAUCCCAAUAACGUCACUAUUGCUGGGUACAGCGCAGGCUCGUCAUCAGUGGACCUCCUGAUGCUCUCAGAUAUAACCAAGGGUCUUUAUAACAAAGUUAUACCCGAGAGCGGUGCAAGUGUAGCAGCGUGGAGUGUUCAGAUUGAUCCUGUUCAGAAUGCGAAAGAUUUUGCUAAGCAGCUUAACUUUACUAAUGUUGAUAAUAUAAAUAGUUUAGAAGAAUUCUACUCAACUGUGUCAUAUGAGGCUUUGAUGUCGGAUAUUUUCUUUGAUAGGAAGGAUUCAGUUUUCUUGUUUUCGCCUUGUGUUGAACGUGAUACCGGCGUCGAAAUAUUCCUACACGAUACUCCAGUUAACAUUUUAACACAAGGAAAAUACAGAAAAGUGCCGGUCCUGUAUGGAUUUUCAAAUAUGGAAGGUUUAUUAAGGGUUCCUUUGUUUGAACAGUGGCAAGAAUUAAUGAAUGACAGAUUUUCAGACUUUUUGCCAGCUGAUUUGCAGUUUAAAAACAAGGAAGAAAAGGAGCGUAUUGCGAAAGAUAUUAAAGAAUUUUAUUUUGGUGGCAAACGCAUAUCGGCUGAAACUAUUCAAGGGUUUAUCGAUUACUUCUCUGAUGUUAUAUUUGCAUUUCCACAUUUGAGAUCAGUUAAGAUGCAAGUGGAGGCUGGUAGUGAUUCAAUAUACCUGUAUGAAUAUUCGUUCUUCAGGCCAUAUCCCGAAAAUGCUGGUAUUCCAGAAUACGUGAAAAAUAUCAAAGGAGCAGAUCACUGUGCCCAGACUGUUGCAGUACUAGAAACCGGUGCAUUUAUCGACGUUAACGUUGGUCCUGAUUCUGAUGAAUAUAAGAAAAUGAAGAACAUUAUGGUUGAGCUUUGGGUGAACUUUAUCACUACGGGUAAACCAGUACCUGAAGGAUCAAAUCUCCCUUCUUGGCCCCCGGUUGGUGCUAACAGGUCGCCCUAUAUGUCUCUAGGAGAAAAGAUAAAGCUUAAAGGGCCUCUCUUAGAGGAACGUACACUCUUUUGGGAAAACAUCUAUGGGCGUUUCUACAGAUCUCCAGUGGCACCAUCUCCACGCAAAGAUAGAAGCGAACUUUAACACGAAAAAAUACUCUUUAAUUCUUCUAUAAUAAUUGUUUCUUAUUAGAAGU